CGCCUCCCACUUCUGUGCGCUCUAGGGAAGAAGCGGGGGGGCGAACCCGACGAAAACAAAGGGGCCAGCCUACGCCCUUGGGGAUUUGGCACUGCUGUCUUCUCUCUCAAACCUUUCUAGACGUGGCAUGAUGGAGGGGGCAAGGAAAACUUCAGAUCUGCAGAAUUCAAAAGUUAACCUUGCUCCCUCCCGGCUGCUGCUCGUUGGGUCCCACGACAGUUAUACGGAGUGGAGGUUUUUCGAUGGCCGCGGUGGGAGAGACGGCGCGGCUCGUCACAAUGGUGUCUUUUUGUCUUUUCACACGUUCAUGUUUUCCAUCUAUACUAGUACUAGGACUGUUGAUACUACAUAUUUUUCUUAUGGUUACGACUACAUAAUAUUUUUGCCACAACUCAAGUCACCUGUGAUGAGAAACGAUCUUGCUCAUAUUGUGUGGAUAUUGCUAUGCAUGCUGCAAAUUCUCUCUUGUGCAAUCUUUGUUGAUAUUUCCCACUCUCCCUCCUCUUCUCCCUAAAUCCUUAUAACCUGUCCCACCACAAACAGAAAGCGGGAAACUCAAAAACGUACUUUAUGCUACCAAAAACAAACUUGAAGCCAAUCAAUCUAUCGAGCAAUGACAUCAAAAGGCCCUCCCCUCCAAACAACUCCAGACUCCCAUACGGGCUUGCCACUCCAAAACACAAGCCAUAUUCUUCUCUCUCUCUCUGUAGCUUGCGACUUUUGACUGUCCCUUCUUUUUGCGGCAGCAACCGAUGAUCAAGAAAUC
Trichoderma harzianum CBS 226.95 is the source of this 766-nucleotide messenger RNA. RefSeq lists its product as hypothetical. The coding region runs from base 128 to 514 and encodes 128 amino acids. The transcript has a single exon. NCBI's taxonomy places the organism in Eukaryota, Fungi, Ascomycota, Sordariomycetes, Hypocreales, Hypocreaceae. The record is from RefSeq and is a predicted model, not a curated record.